Molecule: messenger RNA, 2870 nt
Organism: Oncorhynchus kisutch (coho salmon)
Lineage: Eukaryota; Metazoa; Chordata; Actinopteri; Salmoniformes; Salmonidae
Product: AN1-type zinc finger protein 6-like
Exons: 6
Coding region: 1486-2136 (216 amino acids)
Molecular function (GO): DNA binding; zinc ion binding
Source: RefSeq, a predicted model, not a curated record
AAAUGUGAUACCCAGUUUUUUGUUACCUUUUGCGAAAUGACUCGAGACUGGCGAAGUUUCUCUUGAUCGUCCAACGCAGCUACUCGUUUCUUUAUUUCUCUCCUCAUAGCUUGUUUGGCUGCACGCAAGGCGGCCAUGCUGGCUAAUGUAAAACUCGUGUCCAAAGAUAAAAAUGUUGCAAUGUGUGUGAGUUCAGGGAAGGCAGCAAGUUAGGCUGGCCUUGAAAUGAGAAAAUUCUACAUUUGGAUUGGACUCAGCUAGCAACGCCAAUCAAUCAUUAAACAGACUGCAAUAACAUCAUUAGCAUCUAUCUAUAUGGCUAUCACACUACCCCACUGGCAUUAUUUGACAGCCCAGUGACGUGUGAAGGAUUGUCUGUGACGUCACCGCCAGUUUAACAGUCGGAGUUGAAGUGUAAAAAGUAACAAAUAGACAGUGUCUGGUCGGGGGUUGGGGAGAGGCGAGAAAAGACAGACCCAACAACACCGCGUAGAGUUAGCGAGCCUACAAUCGUGGUCGUUCGUUUUUCAUACCUAGCUAGUCUUUUCCGAAGUCCAAGAAAGUUAUCGUGGGCUAGCUUACUUACGAGUAGAAACGUAACGUUAAACAGAAGGUAAGGCAACGUCAGUUCAAACAAGCUAGCUACUGAUAGGUCUGUGUAGCUAGCUGGCUAGCCAGUAGAUAUCGCAAUAACUUUUAACGAUGCUUUGGAUCUUUAUUUAGUUACAGCAUCUAAUGUUCUGGUACAGCUAAGUUAUCUAACUAACGUUAGUGUGACUAUAUAUACACGAUAUACUAUCCUGCCAGUGCUACUACGUUAGCUAGCUAGUUAGUUAACGACGUUAGCUACUGUAACUGUAUCAUAGUGUAUGACCUCGGUCCUUGAAAACUAGGUUAGUGUCCACUUAAGGACGGCUAGCCUGCACAAAACUUUAACACUUGAUGUUAGCUAACGUUAGCUAGAUAGUUUUUGUUUUUAAUGUUACAUUCCCUGUAUUAAAGUUGGAUUUGAACUAUAAUAGGUCAGUAGAUGCAUAGGCAGUUAACUACAUCAUAAUCAUGUUGAUGUCAACAACUUCUUGGACGUACAGUAGAUAACGUUUGCUUAACGUUAUAAUGAUAAAUGACAGCUAAUUAAGAGGUAACGUUAGCGACAUUUACGUUAUGGCUGGUUACAAUACUUUGUCGGUGACAAUUUGUUAUUAUACUUGUUUUCUGUCACUGUUGUAUUCGGGGUGUAUACUUUCACAUACCCUGUCCAACCAGCUGUGUUUUUAAAAGGCUGUAAAUGAUUGACGUUUAAUUUGUGCAAGACGAUAAUAUAUGGGCGUGGUUUACUAAACAAACAGCCAAUGACAAUGGAUUAUGUGUAGUCAGUUGAGUACGUUACGUUGUGGGAUCAUUCUGCGUAUGAUGUCGGAUGUCAUCUGCUGGUGUAGAGACGAAGAAAGAGAGGAGUAGGAGAGAGGGGGAAAUUGGAGGGACAUGGCCCAGGAGACCAACCAGAACCAAGGGCCGCUGCUCUGCACCACUGGCUGCGGUUUCUACAGCAACCCGCGAAACAAUGGCAUGUGUUCCAUGUGCUACAAGGACUUCCUCCAGAGACAAAACAACAAUGGACGAGUCAGUCCACCAGUGUCGUCCUCGGUGGCGGUUAGCAGCCUGGGGGAGUCCCUCCUAGCCCAGUGCUCAGAGAGCAGUACUGUAGACGUGCCGUCAGCCACGACCCACACAGACACCAGGAUGAACAGGGUUGUAUCUAGCCAGUCACUCUUAACGACAGCACCAGCUACUCAUUCAGAAGAGGAGAGGACAGCCAAGUCUGAAGAAGACCUGAAAACAGAAGAGAUACAAGUGUCUGUAUCGGUAUCCGAGGACACGGACCAGGCCUCGGUAGACGGACAGGACAAACCCUCGGACUCAGACCAACCCAAAGCCGCCAAGAAGAAUCGCUGCUUCUCCUGCCGCAAGAAAGUCGGCCUCACGGGCUUCGACUGCCGAUGCGGCAACGUGUUCUGCAGCAUGCACCGGUACUCAGACGUUCACAACUGCACUUUCAACUACAAGGCCGACGCAGCGGAGAAGAUCAGGAAAGCAAACCCUGUCUGCGUCGGGGAGAAGAUACAGAAGAUCUGAAAAUAGGUUUGCUGUGAAUCGAUGUCCACCCGGAAGCCUGCGAUUUUAGAUGACCCAUCAACCACCACUUCCUUUCUCCGUUUCCUCUUUUGAUUUGAAGUUGUUUCUGUGAGCAACGCUCCAUUCCAUUGGACACUUUAAAAUCAUGCAUGUCAGCUGCAAAAACUGUCUUUGUAAAUGUAUUUUUACUUAACCUGUUUCCUUUUGUAGUUUUAAUUCUUUUAUCCCUUAAAUGUUGUGGUUUAUGAAAAAUCUGAAGAUUUAAACUGUUACAAUAUUUAGAUUGAUUAAUUGGGCUUUAAUUACUUUGUUGGCUACUACUGGAAAGGCUGUGUUUUUCUGGUGUUAAAAAAAACAUAGAAAAAACAAGCAUGUUAAAAAGCAUCAAGGAUCUUUCCAUUCCUCCUUUUGGACUGUAUGUAGCCUGACAAAGACGACGGAACAGAUUGUGUUUUACAUUAUCAGUGGGAGCAGAAACCAGGAUUGCGCCGUUGCUCCCAGACCUUUUUGUAUAAUUGAGUCAUUUUAAAGACUGUGUGAUCUGUUGUGUAAAAGAGUAUAUGAUUAUGAAUAGCCUGUAUGCAUGUUUCCGCUUGUGCGUUUGAGGAUUAUAAAGUUCAUUUAUGGGUGCACAGGAGUAUGACCUGAAUUUAUUGUUCUGUAUUUAUGUUAGUUUAUUCACUGUCUUAACUUUGAUCUGAAUAAAGCUCUAACACAUUUUAGAAAAUUGGAAA